Ectocarpus sp. CCAP 1310/34 is the source of this 800-nucleotide messenger RNA. NCBI's taxonomy places the organism in Eukaryota, Phaeophyceae, Ectocarpales, Ectocarpaceae. The record is from the annotation of a GenBank genome assembly.
UUCCUAGCCUUAGGAGUUUUCGCCCAAGCCCUUAUUGAUCACUCCCCAUUGCCAGUAGAAAAGCAUUCCCGCUCGUCCCUGCUGUGUGCAGCUUCAUCACGAGGUCAAGGUUCCCCGCAGCCGCGGCAUACUUCAACGGAGUAAGAAGCCAUUCCGCUCAUUCCUCUACAGCUGACCCGGCGCAAACGAGGUCAAAGAUGGCACCCUCUGCCCCAUUCAGGAUGGUCCUGCCCUGCCCGGGCUGUACGCGUGGUUCUUGGGUGGUCAUGACCUGCGACAUAGCACACAGAAGGUUGGAGUUAGUUCUGGUUGAGAUAUCGUCAAAUAAGGCCACCGCCGGUCGAUUCCACGUCACUGGCACCGAAGGAGGGGCUACGCGGAUAGCGCACCGCUUGCGGUGUGUUCUUCCCAUGGCACAGAUAGGUGAGGGGGGGGAAGUGAACAGCGAUGAAGGGAGGGCUGGACACUCGGACCACAGGGGUGGCGGUGGUUCUAAGGGCGGUGGGAUGGAUGAGUUGCCGACGGGAGGGGAUGAGUCGGCGGCUAAAGUGCUGUCAGUGAAAGGGGAAGCGGUGACGGAGAGACCUCGGCAGGAAGGGAAAUGAAGGUCGGGUGGAGACGUCGAAGUUGGAGACUCACGUCAGACAAGGGAAGUGCUAUCUAAGAGUGUACAGCAGACAUUCGACGAUGCACAACGGACAGAGGCUGAGGUCUCUGGGGGAAAGGGUGGAAGGCCUGGGGGCAAGUGGGGUUAUGAGGGUAUUGCGCACGCUGGGGGGGGGAGUGUGUCGCGCAAGGGU